CUUCUUACAUUGAACAAUUUUAGUAAUUUAGCAGACACUCUUAUCCAGAACGAAUAACAGUAGUGAGGUUUCGUACUUUCUUCCCGUACUGGCUUACAUUGAACAAUUUUAGUAAUUUAGCAGACACUCUUAUCCAGAACGAAUAACAGUAGUGAGGUUUCGUACUUUCUUCCCGUACUGGUCCCCCGUAGGAAUCGAACCCAAAACCAUGGUCUACCAACUGAGCCGCUAGUAUGUUGAUGUCUCUCUGUUAGCCUAUCGGAUGAAAAGUAUGCUUAGUUUCCUUCGCUGUUGGAGCGGCGGCGCCGCUGUGCGUAGUUGCCUAUAGGUAGGCUACAAUACAAUAUUGGCAUGUAAAUGUAUUGUUGAAGAUGGAGGGUACAGGGAGAUAGAUGUAGUUGCUUACCGGCGUAUGGGCUCAUCAUUACUCAGACUAAAGAAUACAUGUCCUUAUAGGAAGAUGUUAAAACUAAUGACGGACCUAAAAGAGAAGAAGCUUGUUGAAGAGGCAGAAAAUGGAAAAGAGACCCCAGCCAAUGGAAAAGCUGAGGCUGAGGAGAAUGGUGAUCAAGACAAUGAUCUAGAGGAGGAUGAUGAUGAUGUGGGAGAGGAGGAGGAUGAGGAAGAUGAUGCUGAGGUUGAUGAAGAAGAUGAGGACGAUGAGGUCGAGGGUCGUGCAGGCAAGAGGGUGGCAGAAGAUGACGAUGAUGACGAGGAUGAUGUUGGAACAAAGAAGCAGAAAACCGCCAAUGAUUAAGAGUUGUGUGUUCAACCCCCUGGAAGCUGCUGCAACCUCUCUCCUUAAGCGCCAAACGUUUUGGAGGGAAACUGUGGUCAUCAUCAAGUAGAGUUCAACGUCCGUGUACACACACACAAAACUGCAAUUUUUUUUAGAAAACCCAAGACUUCAAAGUUCUACCUUCUUAACAAGAUACAGUACUUUAAAAUGAGAAUUUGUUUGUAUUUUUAUUUACAUUUUAUAUUUUUGUACAUAUUGUUAGGAGGUCAGCCAUUUUUCGACAGUGAUCUCUGGUUACCAAACGGUGCUUUGAAGUUGAUGCUUUUCUAUGAAAUAGACUUUACUUGUGGUUUGACCAUGCCAUGCUAUCUCAACACAAACCUGUACACAUUUCAGAAAACAAUUCAAUUUAAAGCAUUCCAGUAACUUUGUAAUUGUACUUUAGUUGUACCAUACAAAGUUGGUUUGUAUGAGAUGGCAAGGCCAAAGAAAAUAGGUUUAUUUUCUGUCUGUUAAAUGGCUGUCUGUUAUGGUCUGUGUAAUGUAUGUGUGAAUUUCUUGUAUGACAAUAAACCUGAAUUUUA
Messenger RNA from Oncorhynchus nerka (sockeye salmon), 1323 nucleotides. RefSeq names its product prothymosin alpha-A-like. The record is from RefSeq and is a predicted model, not a curated record. Gene Ontology annotation, molecular function: histone binding. Gene Ontology annotation, biological process: positive regulation of transcription by RNA polymerase II; negative regulation of apoptotic process. The transcript is spliced from 5 exons. Bases 413 to 757 code for a protein of 114 amino acids. NCBI's taxonomy places the organism in Eukaryota, Metazoa, Chordata, Actinopteri, Salmoniformes, Salmonidae. Gene Ontology annotation, cellular component: nucleus.